AUCAUGGCUUUCGUUCUAGCCCGAAAUACGGGGUGUUACACAAAACCACAUGUUAUAGAGUGUACCUACUAAUUUUUGCAAUAAUGGAGAAAGCCUUCACAUUUCUUCUCUUAAUACUCUUCUUGCUUAUGGCUAGUUCAGUCAUGACCCAAACCAACAUUACCACUGAUCAAUUAGCUCUUCUCUCCUUAAAAUCUCAAAUUAUUUUGGACCCCUUUAGUUCUUGGAUAAAAGUUGGUCUCCCACUAUUUUUGUUUGUCAUUGGGUAGGAGUCACUUGUGGUUCUCGUCACCAGCGAGUGAAGUCCUUGAAUCUUUCUAACAUGACUCUUACUGGCAGGAUUCCCCGCAAGUUUGGAAACCUCUCAUUUCUUGUUUCUCUUGAGUUGGGAAGUAACAAUUUCCAGGGAAAUUUGCCUCAAGAAAUGAUGCGCUUGCGUCAGCUUAAGUUUCUUGAUUUAAGUGUCAAGAACUUGAGCGGGAAGGUUCCCUCUUGGUUUGGAUUCUUACACCAAAUUCAAGUUCUAAAUCUUAGGAAUAAUAGCUUCACUGGUUCUAUCCCUUCUUCAUUCUCUAAUAUGUCCACACUUGAGACUUUGAAUAUGAACAUCAAUUCCAUAUUGGGCCAAAUUCCAAAAGUGAUUGGAAAACUUAUAAACCUUAGAGUAUUAAAAUUGGGAGGUAACAAGCUCGUAAGCUUUAUUCCUCUGUCACUCUCGAAUGCCUCAAGGUUGGAGACUUUGGAGAUAUCUUAUAAUUCACUUCAAGGAAACAUUCCAGAACGGCAAUCUUCACAACAUGAAUGUUCUAUCCAUACAAGCUAAUCAACUUAUGGGAUCUAUACCUUUCACAAUUUUUAAUAUUUCUAGGAUCGAAAUCAUUGCCUUUACUGGCAAUAGCUUAUCAGGAAGUCUUCCCAAUGGUUUAUGCAAUGGUCUCCCGAUACUCAAAGAGCAUUAUCUAUGCACAAACAAGCUUCACGGUCAUAUGCCUACAAGCUUAUCAAAUUGUUCACAACUUCAAAUUUUGUCUUUAUCGAAAAAUGAGUUUGAUGGACCAAUACAUAGUGAAAUUGGAAAACUGAGUAACUUGCAGAUAUUGUAUCUCGGAACUAACCAUUUCACAGGAAUAAUUCCACAAGAAAUUGGAAAUCUUGUUAAUUUGAUGGAGUUAUGGAUGGAGAAAAACCAGAUUACCGGAUCUGUCCCAAUCUCCAUAUUCAAUAUCUCGUCGCUGCAAAUUUUGUCACUGUGGCAGAACAAUCUUAGUGGAUUCUUACCACGGGAGAUUGGCAACUUAAACAAGAUGCAACAUCUACAAAUUGGUGUAAAUAAGCUUAUCGGUGAAAUACCCAAAGAGAUAAGCAAUCUCAUUGAGUUGGAGAAACUUGAUCUUGGGUUUAACAGUUUUAGUGGUCGACAUAAUAUGGAGAUCUUCAACAUAUCAGGGCUGAGAAUAAUUGAUCUUAAAUUCAAUAAUCUAUCAGGAAGCCUCCCACCAAACAUGUGUUCUAUCUUACCCAACAUUGAAAAACUUUAUUUGAGUAACUUAACCAAUCUUGUUGGGACUAUUCCUCAUUCCAUCUCCAAUUGUUCCAAACUUACUCUUCUAGAUCUUUCUAUCAAUCAACUCUCUGUCUUGAUUCCCAACUCACUUGGAUAUUUGACUCAUCUAAAGUUGCUAAAUUUAGCAGAAAACAAUUUAACAACUCUUUCUCUAACUUUGAACCCUCUAAACGGCAUGCUUUCAGCUUCCACGGGGAACCUUUCCACCUCUCUUAGAAAUUUUUACGCCAACGUUUGCAAAAUCAAAGGGAGAAUCCCAAAUGAACUAUGGAACUUAAGCAGAUUAUUAGAUCUUGAUCUUUCUAGAAACUACUUAGUUGGAUCAAUUCCCACAUCAAUUGGAAACUUGAGAAACCUGCAGGGCUUGUCCUUGAGUAACAACAAACUUACAGGAUUUAUUCGUGAUCAAAUAUGUAAAUUUCAGCAUUUCGGUGAUAUUUACUUUGGUCAAAAUCAACUUGCAGGAUUGCUUCCUAAUUGUUUAGGGGAUAUUACUUCCCUUCGGGAGAUACAUCUCGGUUACAAUAAAUUGAGUACCAAUAUACCACCAAGCUUAGGGAGCAUUCGCGAUCUAGUGGUUCUUGACUUAUCGUCAAAAAACAUGGUAGGUUCUUUACCUCCAGAAAUUAGAAAUCUAAAGGCCGCGACACUAAUAGAUCUGUCAAUGAAUCAAUUUUCAAGUAGAAUUCCUAGAGAAAUUGGAGGAUUGCAAAAUCUGGAAAACCUUUCUUUGAGACACAACAAGUUGCCAGGAGCUAUACCUGACUCAAUGAGCGACAUGGUAGGUUUGGAAUUCCUAGACCUUUCUCAUAACAGUAUAUCUGGAAUCAUUCCUAAGUCUUUGGAGAAACUUCAAAACCUUAAGUAUUUCAAUGUUUCUUUCAACAAAUUGUAUGGUGAAAUACCCUCGGGAGGUCCUUUCAAGAGCCUCUCGAGUCAGUUUUUCAUCCACAAUGAAGCAUUGUGUAGUUCUUCAAGAUUUAGUCUCCCGCCAUGCCUAACUUCAUCAAAGCACAAAUCAAAUAGGAACAAAUUGCUAGUUCUUUUUCUUUUGCUAGGACUAGAACUUUUAUUUGUUCCAAUCACUUAUUUGUUUGUAUGGAUACGUUAUGGAAAAGGUAAAAGAGCUCCUCAACAAACUGAUGCAUUGUAUGCCAUUACAAGAGAAAGAAUUUCAUACUAUGAAUUGAUCCAAGCAACUGAUGCGCUUAGCGAGAGUAAUCUGAUUGGUACUGGAAGUUUUAGCUCUGUUUACAAAGGUGUUCUCAAAAGUGGAACUGCCAUUGCAGUUAAAGUGUUCAAUCUGCAACUAGAUGCGGCAUUUAAUACCUUUGAUACGGAAUGUGAAGUUCUGUGUAGCCUUCACCAUAGGAAUCCCGUAAAAGUCAUUACUAGUUGUUCCAACCUUGAAUUUAAGGCUUUAGUGCUCGAUUAUAUGCCAAAUGAAAGUCUUGAGAAGUAUUUGUAUUCGCACAACUACUUCCUUGACAUCAAGCAGAGACUAAGCAUAAUGAUAGAUGUGGCAUGUGCAUUGGAAUAUCUCCAUCAUGGGUGUACUUCGGUGAUUCAUUGUGAUCUAAAGCCUAGUAAAGUCUUGCUGGAUGAGGAUAUGGUUGCCCACCUAAGCGAUUUUGGCACUUCAAAACAUAUUGGUGAUGAUGAGAGUGAUUUAUACACUAAAACUUUAGCAACAUUGGGGUAUAUUGCACCAGAGUAUGGACUGGAUGGAUUUGUUUCAACAAAAUGUGAUGUCUAUAGCUACGGGAUCAUGCUGCUGGAAACGUUUACCAGGAGGAGGCCUAAUGAGUUUGAGGGAGAUAUUAGCUUGAAGCAGUGGAAAUUGUAG
Messenger RNA from Capsicum annuum, 3410 nucleotides. RefSeq names its product probable LRR receptor-like serine/threonine-protein kinase At3g47570. The record is from RefSeq and is a predicted model, not a curated record. The coding region runs from base 720 to 3410 and encodes 896 amino acids. The transcript is spliced from 5 exons. Gene Ontology annotation, molecular function: protein binding; protein kinase activity; ATP binding. Lineage: Eukaryota; Viridiplantae; Streptophyta; Magnoliopsida; Solanales; Solanaceae. Gene Ontology annotation, biological process: protein phosphorylation.